AUGUUUGAGAAUUAUUGCUAUCGAAAUUCGACUGAAGUGAAGCAAAGACAUCCUGAAGAAAUGACAUGCAGCGGUCAGCGCAGUUCCAAUUGGUUAGCUGGACAGAAUGGCUUGGGCAGUGGGCCAACUUCAACUACAACCCCAACGACUGCUCAGGUGUGUGUCUACGAGGCGGCUUCGGUUGCGGCAGCAGUGGCAGCAGCUGCAGCUGCAGACCAGUCAGACAACCCCGCAAUCGCCUCUGCCAAUCUACUCACUGCUGUUACUCGCGAGAGGUCUUCCUCAAGUCCCAAUGUCUGCAAUCACAUUACACAGCCUGGUUUCCUCAACCCUAUGGUAUGGCCUGCAUCCGUCAAGAUCCAAUGUGAAUAG
This is a messenger RNA of Rodentolepis nana, 372 nucleotides long. Lineage: Eukaryota; Metazoa; Platyhelminthes; Cestoda; Cyclophyllidea; Hymenolepididae. The record is from the annotation of a GenBank genome assembly.